CAAAUGAAUAAAAUAAAAUUAUUUGACUUACAAAUCCAUAAAAUCGACCAGCGGCCUUGAUCGAUAUCUAAGAUGGCGGCAUCCCUGCAGUGAGGUGCAGAUUGGGCACAUUUCCAAAUUCACAACAAUCGACACAGACGCUUAAAGCACGGAUCAGGAUAUCACUCUUUGCACUGUAACAUAAGUAGCUUACCAGUCAUAGCAUUGAAGACUCAAGUAGCUGUGCCCAUUCAUUAAGUACUUUGCACUCACUGUACAUCUGAGGACUGCAGAGGAUAGCAAGAAAGAAACAAGUUUUCAUAAGAGGCAAAUCAAGAUAUUUUCUCAUUUUGAUGUGUGGAUUGACGUAAGUGAAGGCAGAUUUUCUUACCAAGCCAUAUUAAAGACUUUGGCUUGAACAAAGGUUUCGUCAAUGUCUGUAACAAAGAAACCAAGUCCUCAGUGGAAGAAAUUCCAGCCGCCCGUCCAGGAUCCCGCCAUCAUUGCCAUCCAUCCAAACCCCAGCGUUGUGAACAUUGAUAUGCAGCAGACGGCACAGGGGUACCCCAGACUCAGAGAGACAGGACUCAUAGACAAGAAGCAGCAUUCCUAUGGAUUCAUCCAGUGUUGCGAGAGAGACGCACGACUGUUUUUCCACUACUCCGAGUUCAAUGGCAACGUGGAGGCUCUCAAGGUUGGAGAGGCUGUUGAGUUUCAAAUGUCUUUUGACCGGAGAACAGGCAAGCCAGUGGCUGUGAGCGUGGUCAAGGUCGACCCGUCCACAGUUUCCCCCGAGAUUGUGAACGAGGAGAAAGUUCAAGGGACCAUCGUCCAGGAGGCAAAGCCUGUGAAGCAGAAAAAUGGCACUGUCCCAGGAGCUCAGGAUGGCCUGGGCCGAGUGACCUAUGUCCACAACGGUGAAUGUUUCUUCCUGCCUUACGGCCUGGAGGAUGUGGUGGCUUCACACGCGACCGCGCCCAAGACUGGAGAGGAUGUGUGUUUUCAGAUCGCUACGGAUAAACGAGAUGGAAAGAUCCGUGCUCGCAACGUCGAGUCCCUGGAGUCUGCCACACAGCGUUAUUUCGGCGUGGUGUGUUCCAUGAAGGACACAUUUGGCUUCAUCGAGCGUGCAGAUAUCGUGAAGGAGAUCUUCUUCCACUACAGCGAGUUCAAGGGAGAUAUCAGUGAGCUCAUCCUGGGAGAUGACGUCUCUUUUGGUGUGCAGUUCAGAAACAACAAAGAAGUGGCUGUGGAGAUAGAACGUCUACCGGAGGGAACUGUGAUCUUUGAGGACAUAGCUGUCGAGACGGUGAAGGGGAAAAUACUGAAGAUGAUUAAGUCAACAAACAGACGACCCAGCGAGGCUCUCGCUGGCAGAAUUAUGUAUGAAACUCCAAAAGGACUGAUCGAGAUCCCGUUUGGAGAGAAGGACCAGCGCGGUGAGUGCACGCUUCUCCAGGGGGACUCGGUCGAGUUCCAGAUCGCCACCGACAGACGAGACAAGCUGCAGAGAGCCACCAACAUAGCCCUAAUGGAGGACACUUUCGAAUACUCAGGGGAGAUACGAGAGACUGGAUUGAUUGCAGCACUAAAAGACGGCUACGGGUUUAUCUACUGCGCCGAUAGAGACGCCAGAAUGUUCUUUCACUUCAGUGAGUUCAUGGACCUCACCUACAACCCCCGCCUUCAAGAUGAGCUGGAGUUCACUGUGGACCAGGACUCAUCCCAGCCGACUCGCCAGGUGGCCACACGGAUCAAGCACCUGUCGAAGGGAUCAGUGUCUUUCAUCAACGUUUUACCCUCUGUCUACAUCGGCACCAUAGACAAGGAGCCCUCCACACAUAAAAACCAAGGUAAAAACAAAGAAGGAGAGCCAGGCAACAUAAUUUACGAUUACGAAGGAACAAUUCAACAAAUUUCCUACUUUCUCAAGGACGUUUCAGACCAAAACAGCCUCCCACACUUUGGUGACAAGGUGGACUUUCAAAUAGGAGAGCUCAAGUCGACAGGGAAGAAGCAGGCUGUGAAAGUCCGGGUGGUUCUGAGAAAUAUAACGGGCCGCUGCCACGGAUUUAUCGCGACUCUGAAGGAAAACUACGGCUUUAUUGAGACGGCUGAUCACGAGAAGGAAGUGUUCUUCCAUUUCAGUUCGCUGGGAGGAGACUCGAACGAGCUGGAGCUGGGAGACGAGGUGGAGUACACUCUGGCCAGGAAGAGCAGCAAAGUGAGCGCCGAGAACAUCCGUCGCCUGAACAAGGGAACCAUUCCAGCCGAUGAGGUAGUGCGUGACAAGGGCACCAUUCAAGGUCGCAUCGUCCGUCCAAUGAGAAUCGUGAACACGGAGCAGGAGGAAUACAGCGGACUUGUGCAGGGGACCGACGAAGAGGGGAAUGAUCUUCCGGACGAGGUAUACCCGUACGGCAUCACCAGCUUGGCCGACAAGCGAGACUUCCUGCAGAAAGACGACGUGGUGAAGUUCCAGGUGGCGCGCUCAAAGAAGGACGAGGCUCUGCGAGCCGUCAACAUCGGCGCGUUGAGGAAGUUCAUCAGGGCCAAGGUCGACUCCGUCAAAGCUCAGUACGGUUUCAUCAACUACGAGGCGGAGGAAGGCAAGAAACUGUUCUUCCACAUGACGGAGGUCCACGACAGCGUGGUCAUACAGCCCGGCGACGAGGUCGAGUUUGUCCUGGUGCAGAAUCAGCGCAACGGGAAGUUCUCGGCCUGCAGCCUCCGCAAGAUCACGGACAGAAGGCGGCCGGAGCGUCUGCUGAGUCGACUCAAGAGCAUCACGGACGACAACUCCUACAAGGUGGUGGUGAUCCGGCAACCGCGAGGUCCCGACAGCACCAAAGGUUUCCAGGCACGGACUCCGUGGAAGCCCCCCGUGUCUUGAAUGAGACGCUGCUCUCUCAAUCUUCUUCACCAUUCUCACCAUUCUCACCCAUCUUCAGCGCUCUCCUGUCAGGAGAAUUCAUUUUAACAAGUAUUAUAUAUCGCAAGAAAAAAAAAAGACUGAACAAACAAAAAAAAUCCAAAAUGUAAAAAAAGAGUGGAAAAAAAAACAACAAACAAACUUUGAACAGUCAUAAUUGGUACCGUUAUUUGUAUGUUGUCUGGCUCUCUGAGAAGGCAAGCGUUUGUAUCAGUGAUGGUUUAUUUAGUGCACGCAUGAGUCUCGUAAUCACGCGUCGGGAUGAGCCUUCCCUCGCUUGUGCACAUAUUUGAGAGGUUGACACUUUCGCUCAAGCUGUCCAAGAGCACAAGAAUGUAGUGGGCAGAAUUAUGUCCCCUGUCUUUGUACCAGAAAUUACUUUGCUCCGUCAUUCUGUCAGUUUUUGUACCCAACAUUCACUUUAACUCCCCCACCCCCCACCCCCUCUCAAUUUUCUCAUGAUUUCAUCUCGAAAUGUUCUAUUUUAGUACCUGAUCAUGUGUAACGAUGAGCAAGGGGCAUUCUUUUCAAUCUAUGCAACAGCUAUGAAGUGUAUUCUCUUCUCACACUCUCCCUUCAUCUUUUGUACCGAGGCUGAGAAAAAUGUUUGGCCUCCAUAAGAAGUUGCACUUCACAGAGAUCUCUUUCAAGUCUUCAGCCGUUGUGUGGAAAGUGGAAACUUUUCCUGAGCAGGUAGUGGUGAUCUGAGUCAUUUUUCUGGUGCUUGCCUGACAGGGGGCGGGAGGUGGCUGUAUCUUUUCAGACCGGGCCAUAUCUACUCUCGACAACACUUGUACAAUCACAAGCUUGUGCCUUGCUUUGUGUUUUGCCCCGACUUUUACGUGUACGUCCAUAACUUGUCUCCCCCAUUUCAUGUGAUAUAUGUAUGUCUAGUUCAGACUAGAGCGACGCUAUUGUGGUGUGUGAGAGGAGGAACAGCUCUGUGCUGUGUGUGCGUGUGUGUGUUCGUGUGCGUGUGUGGAAGAGUUGAGACUUGUAUUUACCUUGUUUUUCUGGGUUUGAAUGUAUGCAUUGUGUUUGAGUGAGGCGUGAGUGUUGUGUGUCAUUUUUGCCAACUUUCCAAUGUUUCUUUUGACUCGCUGCCCACCCGUGCCGCUAAUGCUGCCGUCAUUGUGGUGGUUCAACUGUCUGCCUUCGCUGCAGCCCCUGUGGUUUAUGAGUUUAGAAUUCUUUGUUUUUUAAUGGCAUUGUUACCGCAGCUACAUUCGUGAUUUUUUUUUUUCCCCUGGGUUCUGUCACACUGAUCUUUUUCAAAACUCAGUGAAGUGGCGGGUACUCGGAAGGUAGCGACGAGAAAUUUAGUUUGUAGGCAGCGAGUUAAUUGUACUCAUUUCCAUUAAAAUUUUUACAUUUUGUCGUUUUAAUUUCGACUUUUUGUUCUUGUUUCAAACUCGCAUGUUUCUUGAAAGCAACAAUAUUUUGUACGGUGGAGAACACUGGUUGAAUUCACAUCAUCCCAUCUUUUUCCUUCCCCCUCCCUCUUCCAGUUCUCUGUCUCUCUGAUAUUUUGAAA
Molecule: messenger RNA, 4445 nt
Organism: Aplysia californica (California sea hare)
Lineage: Eukaryota; Metazoa; Mollusca; Gastropoda; Aplysiida; Aplysiidae
Product: cold shock domain-containing protein E1
Exons: 18
Coding region: 413-2872 (819 amino acids)
Molecular function (GO): nucleic acid binding
Source: RefSeq, a predicted model, not a curated record